Camellia sinensis is the source of this 1191-nucleotide messenger RNA. The record is from RefSeq and is a predicted model, not a curated record. NCBI's taxonomy places the organism in Eukaryota, Viridiplantae, Streptophyta, Magnoliopsida, Ericales, Theaceae.
UUCUUAUGAGCUCUAGUAGUAUGAAAAUUUAAUUCAGGUUCUAUAAUUUGUAAUUGCACGACUUCCAUACAAGUUUCUAGACAAAUAAGAACAUGUUUUUCAAUCCAUUACUAGUGUGGAAGGAUGUUGAUGGUGUUUUGAUGUGUGAUCCUAACAUAUAUGCACUCGCAGAACCUGUGCCAUAUCUAACAUUUGAGGACAUGGCAGAGCUUGUUUAUUUUGGUGCUCAGGUAUCAUUUUAGGGAAAUUCUACUAUACACACCUCCUACCAUAUGCACCCCUAAGUUGUGUCAUUUUCUUCUUUAGUUAUGACCAAUUUUCUUAUUUAGUUAUGACCUUAUUUUAGUUAUGAUUCAUGAGAUCAUUGGUUAUGCGUCAUGUGUUGUUUGGUUAUAGCCUCUUUUUUUUUUUUAGUUAUGACUCUGAAAGUAUAAAGUUAUGUCAUUUUCUUUCUUAGUUAUGAGGUGCAUACGGUACACCCCAAUCUAGAAACAAACACUGCUAGACAAAACAAAUAGAGGUAGACUAUGAAUUUUCCAUAAGCCCCAUCCAGAAGGAUGAUGGACAAAAACAAAUCAAAGGCUUCCAUAACCUGUGAACCAAGAGCCCCAAAACUAAAUUGAACUAUACGAAUCAUACUGAAUCUCAAUUGAACCGUACGAUUCACUUAAUUUAAGAUUCAACAGAACAAAUAGAAUCUUUUCAGUUGAAACUUGUAUCAAAUUGUGAAUCGUAAGAUUCUUAUAACCAUGAUUGUUCUUACUUGUGUAUAUAUGUACAUAGAUGCACUUAGAUUUGUAAUUUGUUUCAGUCAAUUUGAGGAGAAGUUUGAGGAGAUCAAUGGUGAUGAGGCAUCCCCAAGUAUUCCUUUGACAUCAGGGCUUGAUGGAAAUUCAGCUGCACCAAUGGUAACUGAAGAGAGCAGAAAUGACACUGAAAUACAGGGUCAAGAAGAUCAUAGACAAUGCUUUGAUAUAAAUGCCUCGCAAGACUUUGUGAGUGGGAUCAUGAAGAUUGUCCCAGAAGUUGAUAGCGAUGCAGAUUACUGGCUUUUACCAGAUGGCGAUGUUAGCAUUACAGACAUGUGGACAGAGCAUAUCCUAUACUCUUGAGCUUGUGUGCCUAUGUGGGUUUUGGGAUUGCGAGAUCACAUAAAGAGAGUUUUGUUGCAGAUUUGUACCCAGUUACUUA